AUGGGUCCCUUCAUUCUUUUCACACUCUCGCCUCUCGGUGCGGCGCUUCCUACCGACGAAAGCUCGAUUGCGGACGAGUUUCCAGGGGCUAUAACGAUGUGUCUCCUGAGGGGUCUGUACACUGAUGACUUGGCAAUGGAAAACUUGGCCGCGCCCAUUAUCAAUACUAACUUUCGGUAUGUGGAAUUUAAGCUCUAUUAGGGGUCUAGGAAAAGUAUUUGUGAUUCGAAUGUGGAAAGGUUGACACAAGUGGGGCAAUUAUCAUGGCUUCAAUAUCGAUUUCUUGAUAUAAAAAUAUGAUAGGGAUUUUACAACACUAUGUUCCUUGGCGCAAAUUUUUUUUUCUUGCAGUUCGUCAUUACUGACCUCGGCUAUGCAAUCAAUAGAAUCGUCUCGGAACGCUCGGCCUUCUAUCCAAUCCCCGAAACGGCUACCACUCACAUCCACGCGAAGAAAGCGUUGA
Messenger RNA from Bursaphelenchus xylophilus (pine wood nematode), 463 nucleotides. Lineage: Eukaryota; Metazoa; Nematoda; Chromadorea; Rhabditida; Aphelenchoididae. The record is from the annotation of a GenBank genome assembly.